AUGUCUAGCGCACCAUCUGGCGAAAACACGACACAGAAGGAGAAUUUCUUUCCUACAUUAGGAGAUGUAGCUGAUCGAACGGAUGCGCUGAAAGGAGAGGAGGGUGAAGAUGAAGAUAAGCAGAUGCAAGAGAUUGAAAGUCUGUGUAUGCGAUGUCAUGAGAAUGGUACAACGAGAUUGCUCUUGACAACUAUUCCCUACUUCAAAGAAAUUGUUGUCUCCAGUUUCAGAUGCGAUCAUUGCGGUCAUCGAGAUACCGAGAUUCAGAGUGCUGGUGAAAUACAGCCCAAAGGUGUUGUAUACACUGUCCACUUACUCACUAGGGACGACCUCAAUCGACAAUUAGUUAAAUCCAACUUUGCUACCCUUUCCAUCCCAGAUUUACAACUUACCAUUCCGCCUGGACGAGGUCAGAUUAACACCGUCGAAGGUAUUAUCCGGGAUACCGUCCGAGACUUGAACAUCUCUCAACCAGUCAGGAGAGUGAUGGAUCCAGAGACGGGUAAAAAGAUCGAUGAAAUGUUAAGUGUUUUGAGGGACUUGAUCGAUCUGGAGGAAGAUGAAGAGGACGACGGUGGAGUUGGAAUUGACGAUGAGGAGGUAAAGAAGCCCACUCAACACUCCGAAGAAGAAGGGGAACAUGCAGAAAAACCUUUCAAACCAUUUUCGAUGGUAUUAGAUGAUCCAUCUGGAAAUUCAUUUUUCGCCUUUAACGAGUCGCCCUCGGAUGCUCAAUGGAAUAUGAGAGCGUAUAACCGAACCUUUGACCAAAACGUCACACUUGGCCUGGUGGCCCAACCAGAUGAGAACGGGAAUGCGAAUCCAGUUCAGACCGAGAACGGUGAAGUGCCAUUGGAUGAGAAACAUAAUUUGACAAGUAUGGAGGAAUUCGAGCAAAGGAGGAAACAGGAUGGUGAAGUUUUACCGGAAGAAGUAUUCAGUUUCCCAUCGACAUGUUCAAGUUGUGGUCAUUCGCUUGAAACUAGGAUGCAACAGGUCAAUAUACCUUAUUUCAAGGACAUCAUUAUCAUGGCUGCGAACUGUUUCGCAUGUGGAUAUAGGGAUAACGAAGUGAAAUCUGGUGGAUCGAUAGCAGACAAGGGGAAGAGAAUAACGUUGAAAGUUGAAGAUGAGGAGGAUCUAAGUAGAGAUCUGUUGAAGUCCGAUACAGCAGGUUUAGAGAUUCCCGAGAUCGACCUCAACCUUCAACCCGGUACUUUGGGAGGACGAUUCACGACCUUGGAAGGAUUACUCAACGAGAUAUAUACCGAACUGUCAACCAAGGUAUUCAGGACUGGAGAUUCCUUGACAUCGGGUAUAGGACAAAUCAAUAACGAAGGUCAAAAGGGUGAAAGGAAAUUCGAAACUUUCCUAAAAGGUUUGAAAGAUUGUAUUUCAGCUUCUAGACCAUUCACUCUGAUCAUCGACGAUCCCGUGUCCAACUCGUACCUCCAAAAUCUCUACGCUCCUGAUCCCGACCCCAACAUGACUAUCGAAGAGUACGAGCGUACAUUCGAUCAGAAUGAAGAUCUGGGUCUGAACGAUAUGGUCUUAGAAGGGUAUAACAAGGAAGCUGAAGGUACUGCUUAG
Messenger RNA from Kwoniella botswanensis, 1590 nucleotides. RefSeq lists its product as uncharacterized. The coding region runs from base 1 to 1590 and encodes 529 amino acids. Gene Ontology annotation, molecular function: zinc ion binding. The transcript is spliced from 5 exons. The record is from RefSeq and is a predicted model, not a curated record. NCBI's taxonomy places the organism in Eukaryota, Fungi, Basidiomycota, Tremellomycetes, Tremellales, Cryptococcaceae. Gene Ontology annotation, cellular component: nucleus; cytoplasm.